AUGAAACGCAUAUCAAUACUCUUGCUGCUCCUAUGCGGCCUCGUCGCCCUCGUCAGCGCAAACUCACCAACAUUCUGCAAAUGCACCUGCUUCAAAAACAGCACCAUCGUCGCCCUAGGCCCCCAACACGCAGACGGAGAACCACCAGGCAAUGCCCCAGCGUCCUCCCGCCGCGAUACCUCCUCUCCCGCACUCGAAUCUCCCCUCCAAAAGCGCGCCGCUUCCUCCUCCUGCUCGCAAUGCACAAAGGCCUUUUGCCUCAGCCGCGGCAUCGACUUCUGCCGCAACGCCAAAGACGAGGACGUCCAGACAAUGUGCUUCCAGCGCGACAGCAACAAGGACCGCGUCAUUGUGUGGGGGUUCCUGCUGGGCACGUCGGGAUUGCUGGGCUGGGCUGUUUUCAAGAGGGCGAAUGAGCUUAGGGAGGGGAAGAGGGCGGCUGAUGCUGCUGCUGCUUCUGGGAGGGGGGAUUAUAGCCAGCUUUCGCCUGCGAGGCCGGGUUGA
Molecule: messenger RNA, 504 nt
Organism: Colletotrichum godetiae
Lineage: Eukaryota; Fungi; Ascomycota; Sordariomycetes; Glomerellales; Glomerellaceae
Exons: 2
Coding region: 1-504 (167 amino acids)
Source: RefSeq, a predicted model, not a curated record